CUUGUGCGAACAAACCGCCACGCGAAUGAUCAACGGAGAUGAAGGCGGCAAAGGCGGCAACAAAGGGGGGCUUGGGGUUGCGCGUGGCGACAACGACGCAAGGGGCGACGUGGCAGCCGGUGCUGCUGGUAGGGACGAUCGGGGCCGGCAAGUGACCCCGAUGAUGCGCAACCCCGUCCAAGCAAGGGAUGUCACCGCACCGCAUGACAUUGGCAGACUGUGGCCGCUGUGGGCGUUGUCGACCCAGGCGACGCCAGCAGCGGGACACGCGAGAAGGGAGGAGGGGGGGGCGGUGACUGCAGCAAGCAGGCCCCAGCCCCCCGCGCGCAUCGGGACGAAGGAUGUCGCGGUGGCGGGUGCCAUUGCUGGCACGUCGAYGGGGGGAGCGGGGGGAGGCGGGGGUGACGGCCGUGAUGUUGAUGAUGACGACGAUCCGCUCAUCAACAGGCAGAGGCGAUCGGGAGGCUUGGCGGCUCUGGAGACGAAAGCACGGCUAUGGGUUGACGAUCAUCGUUUUUGGAACGAGAUGGAGGGGCAUGGGCUGGUGAAGAUGAUACUGGAAACUCGCCUGCACCUCGUGGCCAUCGCAAAGGGUGUGAAGCCACCGGAGAUCAGAAAAAGCAUCGUGCUGCCUAACUCCACGAUCCCUCUGCAGAAGAUGGAAGACGAGUCCGAGCUGCAGGCCGCCAAGGAGAGGGCUGGGAGGGUGCAGACAAUAGCGUUGCGCAUCAUCCAUGGGUGGCUCUUCAAGUCCCCCAAUCGCGCACGCGGUUAUCACUGCGCGUACGACUAUGUGCUGAACCACCUGGCCACAUACCUGGGUCGCGCCAUCUGGUUGGGAGAGGACUGGCGUGUUUGCGUCAAUCCCGUGGUCGUCCACAACACUUUGGAGGCUCGUAUGACGCUCCCCAUAUGGUACGUUGGCGGCAUCAUACACGACAAGCACGAGGAGGACGAGUUGGCGUCGUAUCAGGAGUCCACAAUGCAGCGUCUCGUCGGAGCUUUCAGUAAUGCUGUUGACUUGGGGGAGGGGGUGGACGGCGGUCGGAUUUCGUACGAAAGGUUGAGGAACGACGAGGACUGCAUGCGCCUUUUGCUGUCUGCUGCCAUGUGGAUCAUGCGGAUGGCGGGUGAUAAUCCGCGCUCACACUACGAGGCCUCCCAUCUGAUGGAGCUAGUCGCGAAACCCACGCUCAUUGCGUCGCUUCAUCGCUCGUUCGACGCGCGGCACCAUGUUCUGCAGUGCGUGAACGCCGUGACAGAUAAAAUGGGAAAGCCCCCAAUGACGUUGGUGGGCUCUCCGCUGUACAUCCCCGACUGGGUUUCGUGCGGGGUGUCUUUCAACAACGACGCGACGUUGGCGUCUCCUGAUCUCGCCAGGAGACUGGAUUGGAUGGAUGAUGAUGAUGAUGAUGGCGACGAUGAUGACGAUGGCGACGAUGAUGACGAAGGCGGCGACGAUGGAGUCGACGAUGCUGAUGAUCAAGACGGCGGCGAUGAUGAUGAUGAUGAUGACAACGACGACGACGACGAUGAUGACGAUGAUGAUGAUGAUGAAGACGACGACGAUGAUGAUGAUGAUGAUGAUGAUGAUGAUGAUGAUAAUGAUCAAGACGACGACGACAAUGAUGACGAUGACGAUGAUGAUGAUGAAGACGAUGAUGAUGUGGAUAUAGACGACGACAACGAUGACGACAAUGAUGAUGAUGAUGAUGAUGAUGAUGAUGAUGAUGACGAUGAUGAUGAUGAUGAUGAUGAUGAUGAUGAUGAUAAUGAUGAUGAUCAUGAUGAUGAUGAUGAUGAUNCGAUGAUGAUGAUGAUGAUGAUGAUGAUGAUGAUGAUAAUGAUGAUGAUCAUGAUGAUGAUGAUGAUGAUGAUGACGAUGAUGAUGAUGAUGAUGCCGAUAAUGAUGAUGAUGAUGAUGAUGAUGAUGAUUAUGAUGAUGAUGGUGCAGACGGCCGUGUUCGGUGGUCGUCUCUGGUCGUUGGUGCUCAUACAUGUCCUUUUUUAGUGGGCCACCGUUUUUGGCACGCCGCUGGUGCGGUGUCGAAAAUUACUUUUUUGUUUAUGUAUAGUGCCGUGUGCUUUAUAAU
Messenger RNA from Chara braunii, 2093 nucleotides. The record is from the annotation of a GenBank genome assembly. NCBI's taxonomy places the organism in Eukaryota, Viridiplantae, Streptophyta, Charophyceae, Charales, Characeae.